Messenger RNA from Puma concolor (puma), 765 nucleotides. The record is from RefSeq and is a predicted model, not a curated record. NCBI's taxonomy places the organism in Eukaryota, Metazoa, Chordata, Mammalia, Carnivora, Felidae.
CUGGAGGGAAUGCAGUGGCCUCAUCAAAGACCCGAAGAAGAAUGUGAAAAAUCUUCUACUUUUCCAGAGGUCGGCUGUGAGGCCAGCCCCUUUUCUGCCGCCAUGGCAACCAUGCAAGGAAUGGAAGGGACCAUAUCAGAGGCUGGUCCUGGUGGGUACCAGCUGGAGCAGCCCUCUGUUAUCCAGUCACAUCUGUGGAAAAGGAUGCCAGAGAAGUUUUUGAAGGGGGAGCCCAAAGUCCUUGGGGUCGUGCAGAUCCUGAUUGCCAUGACGAACCUCAGCCUGGAAAUAAUAAAGAUGAGUGCCGUAUUGCCACUUUCUGACACACAUUCUGUUUCAGGGCUGGACGUGUACAUAAUUGGGAGGCCAGUGAUGUUUAUUAUUUCAGGGUCCUUGUCAGUUGUAGCAGGAAUUAGAACUACAAAAGGUCUGAUUCAAACUAGCCUAGGAUUAAACAUCUUCAGUUCUGUCUUGGCCGGAGUAGGGGUCCCCUUCGCUAUCUCCUCCUUGGAAGACUUUCAAGCAGGUGUCUCUGCCUGCAUCUUUUAUCAGAGGUUGGAGAGUUGUUCCAUGGCCAUGGCCAUUUUACUGAGUCUGGAUGCUGUGGUGCUCCUUUUAACCGUGCUAGAGUUCUUCGUUGCUCUGACCCUAUCUGCCUUUGGAUGCAAAGUCACCUGUUGUCAUCCUGGCGGGGUUGUGUUGAUUCUGCCAUCGAAUCCUCAUGUGGCGGAAACAGCAUCUCCCACACCAUUUACAGAGGUCUGA